Molecule: messenger RNA, 2044 nt
Organism: Papilio machaon (common yellow swallowtail)
Lineage: Eukaryota; Metazoa; Arthropoda; Insecta; Lepidoptera; Papilionidae
Product: protein NDNF
Exons: 12
Coding region: 50-1765 (571 amino acids)
Molecular function (GO): protein binding
Source: RefSeq, a predicted model, not a curated record
GCGGUCAAGAUAUUUGAAAAAUACUAUACUAAUUAUUUUUUAUAGGAACAUGAGCAGUCUUAGCACACGUCUUGCCGUACUGAUUGCACUGCAGGCGGCGGGCGCAGGGUUGGCCGCCCCCAGCGUGCUUGUCACGCGCCUCCGCUCCCGGAUCGACAGACACUGGCUGCCCAUAGACAAUCAGACGCUCUACAAGUUGGAUAGGGGAGAAAGCAAAAGCCUCGAGUUAAAUACAUCACUAAUACCAGAGUCUCGCGUCUUCAUCACCAUCAGUCCGUGUUCCUCUUCAUUCCACUGGGGGUUGUAUAAAGGAAGUGCGGAAGAUAAUGAAGGUAAUCUAAGUCUUCUAGAAGAAUAUGAGGGGAUGGACAUGAAAACUUUGUCUGUACUUAUACGACCUCAAGAGAAAUAUAUCCUACAGUUAUCAGCAUCUAGUGGUGGAACAGUGGCGGUGAGCGUGCGAGGCGAGUCAACGAGACGGGUUCGGUUACGACUACGCGUGCGAUCGCGGCGCAGGCUCUCGGCCAAUUGGGAUCCAAGUCCUAUAGAUCCACAAUCAACAACAUACUGCGUCGUUGCAUCACAUAGAAAGAAUUAUACGUCGCUCUGCGCUGCCCAAAGCGAUGUCAGAGCGAGUCGUUCGGAAAAUAAAGCGUCUCGUUUCAACUCAGAAGAAAAUAGAUCGAAUCCAGAAAUGGAUAGCUCGAAUCAACGGGAUCGAUCGAGCAAUGCGACCCAUCACAGUACUUCAGUUGAAGCGGACAACAAAGUAGAACUGGACAUAGAUGGAUUAAACAUUUACGAAGGCAACUUUAAAAACAUUUAUAGAAGGAAAAAGUUCGGUCGAAGUACAAAAGUAAGCAGUGAAGAUCCGCUGAUAGCUUGCGUUGGCGACAGAACUCAUCAUGUCAUUGAAAACUUGGAUCCAAGUAUAACAUAUUACGUGAGUAUAUUCAGUGUAUCGAGAGACAGACGCGCCGGGUCUCUCCUAGCCACGGGCACUGUCCGACCUCGCACCUCCACCGCAAAGAGACUGCGCGAAAAUGUUCCCCUGAGAAAUGAAAUCAAAGGAAAAACUGUUUACUAUUUCAAGGCAUGUGUAGGAGUGGGGGGCGGGAUUUGGGUAGCGAUCUCUUCUUGUGGCGGAGCAGUCGAUGUUGAAGUGUUAGUAAAAGGAAAGCGACUGUACAUGGCUAAAAGCAUAGAACCACAUUCGAAAUUUUUCGUGGCUGCACCAAUGAUGACGUCAUCCAUUCAAGAGACCAGUGACGAGGGGUCGGUGCAGUUUGACUCCAGUUCGGAGGAAUCCAAGCUGCGUUACAUCGUACGAGUUGUACCCAGCAAAUGGAAUAGAGACGAAACUGUUAAUGUCGAGUUGGUAACCUCAACUACCAGAUGGGGCAUCAGUUCACCAGAGCUUUUUGACGAAGGAGGUAUAGUGAGAGAGUUGCGGCCACGUCGAUCCUGCAAAUCUGUUGAUAUCGCGUUCUUACCAGCAAUUCAUAACGCUACGGGUGCUAUAAGGUAUUGCAUAGUAGCACGUGAGAGUCCAAGCAGAGAAAACAACUGUGUGUACACAAGGAAAACAAAAGCGCAAUGCGUAAAUCAUAUGCAAAGAACACCCGCAAGAGUGAUAAUCAAGAAGGUGACAGGAUUGAAGCCAGGAAGGAAAUACGCUAUCCAAGUAUCAGCAUCCAAUAAAGGAUCUUCGGUUCCCUACAAUAUACUAUAUGUGGACACCAACGCAUCUUGUAAAGAAGAAUGAAGUAAAGUAUCAGACAACAAUUGACAUAAUUAAUCAGUAUUAUAUUUUGUUAUGAAAGACUUUUAAUUCAAUUACGAAAUCAGCCAACUCAGUGAUUGUAAAUGACCUUCUUCUGCUGCUUGGUAAAUAAUUAAAAAUGUAUUAAACCUUAUGACAAAUAGAUUAAGAUACAAAUGAGUCGCCUGUAUAAUUAUUUUUUUAUCUUUCAAGUAAUUAGAUGUAAGACUGUUUGUAAAUAUUGUAUAAUGUAUAAAAAUCACUAUAAUAAUGUAAUUGAAU